Molecule: messenger RNA, 1005 nt
Organism: Gekko japonicus
Lineage: Eukaryota; Metazoa; Chordata; Lepidosauria; Squamata; Gekkonidae
Product: olfactory receptor 11H6-like
Exons: 1
Coding region: 1-1005 (334 amino acids)
Biological process (GO): G protein-coupled receptor signaling pathway
Cellular component (GO): membrane
Molecular function (GO): G protein-coupled receptor activity; olfactory receptor activity
Source: RefSeq, a predicted model, not a curated record
AUGGAGUUCACCAAUGGGACAGUUCAGGAAUUCAUUUUGCUGGGCUUUGAGGUUGGGCAGCUGCAACGACUCCUGCUCCUCGUCUUUUUCACUCUUCUUUACAUGCUCACCAUGGCUGAGAACAUCACCAUCAUCACACUGGUGGUUCUAGACACCCACUUGUUCCAGCUUCCUAUGUACAUCCUGCUGAGCAACUUCUCCUGGCUGGAGAUCUGUUAUGUGAACACCACUGUGCCCCGGAUGCUCUUAGACCUGGCAUUAUCCAACAAGAGCAUCUCCUUCAGCUCCUGCUUCCUCCAGUUUUACAUCUUCUGCUCUCUUGGCAGUACGGAAUGCUUCUUCCUCUCUUCUAUGGCCUUGGAUCGCUACUUGGCCAUCUGCCACCCACUGCGAUAUCCACAGAUUAUGUCCCCAAACUUUUGCUAUAUCCUAGUCACUGUUUGUUGGGCUCUUGGCUUCCUGGCAUACAUUGUCCCAGUGACACUGAUCUCCAAGAUGUCUUACUGUGGCCCCAACGUCAUUGACCAUUUUUUGUGUGAUGCUGGGCCAAUUCUGGCUUUGGCGUGCCCUCCACUACUAAAAGCACCCACCAGUAGUCUGAUUUUCAUGGAUAUUGUGGUGAUCCUAGGCAACAUCGUGUUUGCUGUGCUGUCCUACGGCUCUGUGAUUGUCACCUUGAUGAAAAACUCUAGCAAAGGCAAUCGGGCCAAGUCCUUCUCCACCAUAUCAUUCCACUUGUUGGUGGUCACACUUUACUAUGGCCCUGCAGCAGGGAUUUAUAUAAAGCCAAGAGAAGCUGACUCCAGUGUCACUAAGAUAGUAACACUCUGCUAUACUGCCAUAACACCCUUUCUCAACCCCCUGAUUUACUGUCUGAGGAAUGAUCAGGUGAAGGAGGCACUGUUCAGGCUAUGGAGAAGAAAGGCAGUGUUUUUGAAAAGUAAAACUGACAGUGUGAAAAAGAGGAAAAGAACAGGAAAUAUAUCACAAAACCUGCAACAUUAG